Messenger RNA from Phalaenopsis equestris, 810 nucleotides. RefSeq lists its product as uncharacterized. Gene Ontology annotation, cellular component: mitochondrion; nucleus. Gene Ontology annotation, biological process: mitochondrion organization. The transcript is spliced from 5 exons. Lineage: Eukaryota; Viridiplantae; Streptophyta; Magnoliopsida; Asparagales; Orchidaceae. The record is from RefSeq and is a predicted model, not a curated record. Bases 88 to 528 code for a protein of 146 amino acids.
AUUUUUGCCCCGAAAGCUCAAUCAUCAUCGCUAGGGUUUUUUUUGGGUUGCCUCGCAGUUCUCUCUAUUCGUUACCUUCUUGCAGCCAUGCCUCGCCGAAGCUCCGCAGGAAGACCGGCUCCUCGGCCAGCUCCACGACCUGCUCCUGUGAGGAAUCCCCCUCAACCAGCUGUAAAUCAUGCUCCUCCUCCAGCUCCGCUCCACGGUGGUGGAUCUAUGCUUGGAGGGAUUGGCUCUACUAUAGCUCAAGGCAUGGCUUUUGGCACGGGGAGCGCUGUUGCUCAUCGGGCGGUGGAUUCUGUUUUUGGUCCUCGAACUAUUCAGCAUGAAACUGUAGCUUCUCAAGUUCCUGAAGCUGCUUCCAUUCCAGUGGGAAAUGCUGGUGGUGUUGAUGCAUGCAGUGUUCAUUCAAAGGCCUUCCAGGAUUGCAUCAAUAACUAUGGGAGCGACAUCAGCAAGUGCCAGUUCUAUUUAGACAUGUUGACUGAAUGCCGUGGAUCUUCUGCUUCGGGACUACUGAAUGCAUGAGGUUCACCAAAUUACUAUUGCCAUUCUGCUUCUGAAACCCAUGAGGUCUAGUACCAGUACUCAUCCUUAUUAUGCUUAUUAAAUCUGCUCUGUUAUCCGAAAUACUAAAAAAAAACUAUUUACUUCCAAAGUUUUAAGUCUGGUGCCUCUGUGGACCCCUUUGCACAACUGCUGCUGCUCAUUUUCAUCAUAUUUGCUUAAAUAAUGUGUUUUGUUUGUACCUCAAUGGUUGGUAAAUCUUCCCAUGCGCAUCUUAUCAUACAUUUUUAAUUGGUUGAUUCA